Oncorhynchus kisutch (coho salmon) is the source of this 3948-nucleotide messenger RNA. It is a transcript of the gene fbxl4, whose product is annotated as F-box and leucine-rich repeat protein 4. The record is from RefSeq and is a predicted model, not a curated record. The coding region runs from base 290 to 2131 and encodes 613 amino acids. NCBI's taxonomy places the organism in Eukaryota, Metazoa, Chordata, Actinopteri, Salmoniformes, Salmonidae. Gene Ontology annotation, biological process: SCF-dependent proteasomal ubiquitin-dependent protein catabolic process. The transcript has 9 exons. Gene Ontology annotation, molecular function: protein binding. Gene Ontology annotation, cellular component: SCF ubiquitin ligase complex.
AUACUAUAAUUCCCAUAAUGCUCCGCUUCAUCGGCGUUAAUUAUCGAUGUAAACAGAAGUGAGAAGAAAAGUCUAUGGUUUCAGGAUUCCUGCUAACAAUAAUCUCAGAUAUGGAACAAAGACAGCCUUGCUAUAUGAACGCUUAAUUUGAUCGACUGUUAACGUCCUGUAUGUGGCUGGGCCUGUAGCCUGCGCUGUGUUGGGCACAAUCCCCAGAGCCAGGCGGGCUUCUGGGGCCGCUUCCCAAAAACCACACCCAGUCCACUGCUCCCCUGACCCACUAUUCCUUAUGCUAACCCUUCUGAGCAUGUUUUACUACAUCUGUCUGCGGCGCCGGUCCAGGAGCGGAACUCGGGGUGAGGCGCUGACCAGCAGGCGGGCCAUGGAGUCAGGCCAGCGGGCCACCCUGCCCAUCAGCGUGGAGGUGGAACAGUAUGCCAAAGAGGUGCUGGACUUCAGCUCCCACUACGGCAGUGAGAACAGCAUGUCGUACACCAUGUGGAACCUGGCCGGCAUGCCCAACGUCUACCCCAGCUCUGGGGACUUCACCCAGACGGCCGUGUUCAGGGCCUACGGGGUGUGGUGGGAGCAGUGUGCCAGCGCGCCGCUUCCCUUCCGCCGCACGCCCAAGGCCUUCCACAGCCAGGACUACAUCGAGCUGGCCUUCGAGGAACCCGUCUACCCCACAGCUGUGGAGGUGCUGGAGACCUACCACCCGGGGGCUAUCGUCCAGAUCAUGGCCUGCUCCCUCAACCCCUUCUCCCAGAACCCUCCCACCGACGUCCGGUGGGAGGUGUUGUGGGCUGAGGAGCCCACCAAGGUGCUGACUCCCCAGGCCAGGCAGUUCUCUCCCAGCAUCAAGCAGCUGAGCUUCCCCACCAACUUGAUCCGCGUGGAGGUCAACAGCUCCCUGCUAAAGUACUACACGGAGCUGGACGCCGUCGUCCUGCGUGGCCAGAAAGAGAGGCCCAUCCUCUCCCGUUAUAGGAUGCCCAGGAUCGACAUCUGUGACCUGAGGGACAGCGAUGAGGAACUGUCUGACCCGGGAGCCUCCUUCAGACAGGCCGGGGAUGGCAAGCACAUUAACCUAGGGAAUGGAUACUUUGAUAAACUGCCCUACGAGUUGAUCCAGCUGAUAGUUAGCCACUUGACCCUGCCCGACCUGUGUCGCCUGACCCAGACCUGCAAGCUACUCAGCCAGCACUGCUGUGACCCCCUCCAGUACAUCCAGCUGAGCCUGCAGCCAUACUGGGCUCGCCUCAGUGACACCUCCCUGAGCCACCUGCAGGGUCGGUGCACCCUGCUCCAGAGGCUCAACCUCUCCUGGACCGGUAACCGUGGAGCCCUCACCCUCACCGGCUUCAGCAGCUUCAUGAAGGCGUGUGGUGGGAGCCUGGUGGGUCUGGAGCUGUCGUGUUGUCACUUCCUGAGUGAACCGUGUCUGGAGGUCAUCUCCCAGACGUGUCCCGGGCUGCAGGAGCUCAACCUGUCCUCGUGCGACCGCCUCCACCCCCAGGCCUUUACACACAUCUCCAAGCUCACCCGCCUGCGCCGGCUAGUGCUCUACCGCACAAGGAUAGAGCAAACAGCCAUGUUGCGCAUCCUAACCUUCUGUAUUGAGCUGAGACACCUCAACCUGGGGAGCUGUGUGAUGAUAGAGGACUAUGACGUGGUGGCCAGCAUGCUGGCUGUCCGCUGCCGCUCACUGCGCUCCCUGGACCUGUGGCGCUGCAGAAGCCUGUCGGAGCGUGGCCUGGCCGAGCUGGCUGCAGGAUGCAGAUUACUGGAGGAGCUGGACCUGGGCUGGUGCUCCACACUGCAGAGCAGCUCGGGCUGCUUCCAGCACCUGGCCCGCAACCUGCAGUGCCUGAGGAAGCUCUUCCUCACCGCCAACCGUACCGUGUGCGACUCGGACAUUGAGGAGCUGGCUGCCAACUGCCCCGCACUGCAGCACCUCGACAUACUGGGCACCCGGAUGGUAAGCUCCUCCUCCCUGAGGAAGCUGCUGCAGGCGUGUCCGAAGCUCCUCCUCCUGGACGUGUCCUUCUGCGCGCAGGUGGAUGCCCGCAUUGUCCAAGAGCUCUGCGGACUCUUCCCCAAUGUGGCCAUCAAGAAGAGCUUUACCCAGUGACUUCACCCAGCCACACCCUCACACAGGAGCAGUGACACAGGGACACCUUCACAGGGACACCAGGGGGGAGGCACUACUUUUGACUAGUGGGGUGGAGUAUUACUGAAUGCCCAGUGGGUAGAAUGAAUGGGGUCUGAUGCCCGAGAGCACUGAGGCCUAUUAUAAUAUGGACUAAAUGGUUAGGAGUGUUGUGUUGUGGUGACAUGAGCAUCGGCUGAACACCUCACCUACAUCUCAACACAGUCUCCUCAUGUUAAGCCGCUGAAUGCAAGAGAGAGUCUUGUGAGGAGAAACUGGUUGAAAUCAGGGUCACGGGUGCCAAAGUCGCUAGAUUUCAUUGUUGGUCAGCCUAGUAUCUGACACAUCUGGUGGCGGCUGCUUGUCAUCUGUCCACCCCUCCUGUGACUCAUUUGUAAAAUGUCUGACCUCAGUGUUUUAUCUGAAUCUGAAAUCUCAGGGGUUUUAUCUUGUUCAUAUUGUUCAAUUAUUAUGUAGAUGUUUAUUUUUUCUUCAGAAACCAGCAGAAGAGCCUCCUUUAUUCUGAGAGAAACAUUUGAGUCCUGUUUGAUUUGUUCUGAGACAACGGGAAUUCUGGGAAAAAUUUACAUUGGGCACUGAUACUGAGACAAAAAUUUUUUUUAUGUUGAAUAUUGUGCAAAUUGUAUGAUUGUAAAAUGAUAUCAAUAUCCUUAAUUAUUUAUUGAUCUUGUAAUAUAUUAUUGCACAUCUCCAAUGCUACGUUAGCGUUUCCUUUAAACUGAGACUCAGCGAUACGAGCAGCAGUGUGAAACAAAUAUAUAUUUAGGAAUAAACGCUAUACAAUAGGCUAUACAUGUGAGCACCCACAGUCCCGUACAGAGCAUCUUCGCAUGUGCAUGGGAGAUCGCUUCACUCUCCUGCAAAUGUGAUAGCUGGGGGACAACUACUGCGGCGUAGAUUAGCCUCUCGCUUCACUCUCUUCGUUGUUGGGGAUAUUGGCCUGAUAUGCAGCUACUGGAAUUUGUAUAGCUGAAUCUACCUUUAAGCGAAACUUGGGAGUGUCAUUAUGAGCAGUAGCUAGCUAGUAUGUGAGGUAUUUUUGUGCCUUAUAUUCAUGACUGUAUGUGGUGUCUGUGUCAGUGGUUGUAAUGCUUUGCUUCCUGCCCUCUACCAAAGUUACCAUCAAAUCCCAUGUCCCUCGCUAUAGCUUCAUUUGACCAGUGAAGAAACCCAUGCAGAUCUGUCAUCUUGAUUUGACAUAUGCAAAGCCAUAUUUAUUUUAAGCAGAAUCUUAUCUCCAUCUUUCAAUUCCCUUUUUUUAUUAAGUGGCAGUUAUGUCUGCUUUUUGGAUUACAUAUUAUUUUAUCUGUGGGAACGUGGUCUGGGCACGCUCAAAUCACUAAAGUAACCUGCACAGGGAAACUAUUGAAAAAAACAUAUUAAUGUUAACAUUCGUGCAACGAACACACGCAAUCUGUCAUCCCGCUACACAAAUCUAGUUUCUCUCCUUUGUCCGGUCACUAGCUGACCAAAGUCACCACAGUUUUUGCCACAUUGUAAUGCUACUUUUAUUUAGAGGCAUUUAUUGAUGUGGACCUGCUAUUUUUUUGCAUUGAUGGACUUUUCCCCAGUCAGUUUUGGAUGCGUGUGUGUGGUCAAACUUAGUGCCAUUUGUAGAACCUUUAGUAAUGUACCCUUAACCAAGUGUGAAUGUCAGGUGUGGUGUCGUCAAGACUCACUGGCAGAUAACCACUCGAAAGUGUUGAAAAAGGUUGCAUCUGUACUACGACGAAACUGGGUGCUUUAAUUUGAAAUAAAAUGAAGGUUGAUGACUGAGA